Molecule: messenger RNA, 1188 nt
Organism: Chaetura pelagica (chimney swift)
Lineage: Eukaryota; Metazoa; Chordata; Aves; Apodiformes; Apodidae
Gene: DPH1
Product: diphthamide biosynthesis 1
Exons: 9
Biological process (GO): protein histidyl modification to diphthamide
Molecular function (GO): 2-(3-amino-3-carboxypropyl)histidine synthase activity
Source: RefSeq, a predicted model, not a curated record
AUGAGUGGAGACAGCAUCUUGAUGCCAAUGAUGAAGCUGGUGCCAGUGGCUCUGCAGAUGCCAGAGGGGCUCCUCAUGUUCGCCUGCACCAUCGCGGACAUCGUGGAGCGGUUCACGGACGCGGAGGCAGUGGUGAUGGGUGACGUGACCUACGGCGCGUGCUGCGUGGACGACUACACAGCCCGGGCCCUGGGCGCUGACUUCUUGGUGCACUAUGGACACAGCUGCCUGAUCCCCAUCGAUGCCACGCAGGGGCUGAAGAUGCUCUAUGUGUUUGUGGACAUUAAGAUCGACGCGUCCCAUUUCCUCGAGACCAUUCGCUUCAACUUUGCAGCCGGCACCUCCCUGGCCCUGGUCAGCACCAUCCAGUUUGUCUCCACGGUGCAGGUGAGAUGGGGACCCCUAGCAGUGUGGGACAUGGCUUGUGUCUUCUCCCACCUUGCCCUUGGCUCAGUCCCUCCUUGCUGCAGCUCUGGGGCUGGAGCAGCUGCCCUGGGGUGCUGGUGGUGACAGUUCCCCUCUAACAAGUCGCUGCAAUAAGGCGCUGCUGCCGUAAUGUAUUUGGGUGAUGGGCGCUUCCACCUGGAGUCCAUCAUGAUUGCCAACCCAGGGAUUCCUGCCUACAGGUACGAUCCCUACAGCAAGGUCUUCUCCCAGGAGCACUACGGGCACGAGGACAUGCGCCGCGCUCGGCAGGACGACAUCUGCGCUGCCGCCGGCGCCCGCUGCUGGGGCCUCAUUUUGGGCACGCUGGGGAGGCAGGGCUCUCUUGGCAUCCUGCAGCACCUGGAGUCGCGUCUCCGCGCCCUGGGCCGGCCCUUCGUGCGGGUGCUGCUGUCUGAGAUCUUCCCCAGCAAGCUCCAGCUCUUCCCUGGUGUGGAUGCCUGGGUGCAGGUCGCCUGUCCCCGGCUCUCCAUCGACUGGGGAGAAGCCUUCAGCAAACCCCUGCUGACCCCCUACGAGCCCAUCGCCCUGCCCACCCUGCACGUCGUGGGCGAGGCCGACGCCGUCAUCCCCGCCUCCCUCAGCAGGGAGCUGGCCCAGCACUUCGUGGAGCCCGUUGUCCUCACCCACCCCGGCGGGCACUUCGUCCCCGCGGCUGCCCCGCAGAAGAAGGCCUACCUGGACUUCUUGGACCGCUUCUGUCCUGCAGAGGGAACCGAGCCCCCGGGGGCUGGGGCUGAUUGA